Molecule: messenger RNA, 2012 nt
Organism: Xenopus laevis (African clawed frog)
Lineage: Eukaryota; Metazoa; Chordata; Amphibia; Anura; Pipidae
Gene: btnl10.L
Exons: 6
Coding region: 118-810 (230 amino acids)
Source: RefSeq, a predicted model, not a curated record
AGUCAUCAGUUACCGGGUAGAACAGAAGCAGACAGGUUAGUCCGUUCCCGGCAGUGUUUGUGGCGGUGCUGCUGCAACUUCUGAAUCUCAAGAAGCCGACCAUUGAGGAACGUGAUCAUGAACCAGUUCUAUCAGUUCUACUUCCUGUGGAUCGUAUUAGUAGCAUCACAAGGAGGUCAUGUAGAGUCUGUGGAUAAUUACCUGUAUGGGACAGUUGAGCUCCCGUGUGAGUUUCCCUUUGUGACUGGGCCCCAGGAUUUGGUCAUGACAUGGCUAAAAGUGGUGCAAGAUUCUGAAAAUGUGGUGGUGCACAGCUAUAGAGAUGGACAAGACAUCACAGAGCACCAGGACUCAAGGUAUAAAGGUCGGACUCGCAGGUCCAGAGGCAAAUUGAAUCUGAUCCUGACUAAUGUGACCUUUGAUGAUGAGGGAACCUAUAUCUGUCAGGCAGCCAAUCAGAAGUCCAGGGGAUCCAAGGAAGUCAGACUCUCCAUAACCAGUAUAAAUGCAGAAGAUCCCACUGUUACUAUGGUUUACACUGAUGGGGGGAAUCAGUUGAAGUGUUGGAGUAGUGGGAUUUACAGAAACCCUCAAGUUGAAUGGCACGACAGGGAAAAGAAGGAUCUCUCCGGCUACGGAAAACUCAACAUAACUGAUAUUGGUAAUGGGAGGAAGAUGGUGGAGUCGGUGCUGGAAUACAAUAUUGAGCCCCAGCAGCAUUAUUUCUGUCAUGUGAAGGAGGGGAGACUGAAAAGAUCUGCCAGAGCUGUGGUGUCAGAUGAAACCGUCAGUGUUAAUGAUGAACUUUAAUCUCCUGCAGUGAGAAGAUUUUACCCUGCGAUGAUGCUGUUUGUUAAUGGGUAUUUCAAUUCUUCUUUAGAUUGUUUGGAAUAUCAAUUGAGAUGCUUAUAAAAGAACUGUGCAUUUACACUAGAGGCCCCCGCGCACCAGCUCUAGGAUUCAGCCGCAGAUUCAGCUUUGCACAGUCAGAUGCGGGGAGCUUAGUCCCCCAAACACAAAUCUCCUCUCAGGGACUAAUCUCCCCGAAAUUAAAAUUUCAGUAUGAUUUACAUUUUCAUGAUAGUUCCCCUUUCAUUUGUUCUCUACAAAAAUGCUGACUUUCAGCCCAAUUCUGAACCGAAUCCUGUGUUCUGUGGAUCCCUAGCGACAUUAAUAAUGCUGUCAUUAUAAUCAUAGUGUGUGACUUAUACUGGCAGUGAUUUACUAUAAGGACUAUUGGGUUAACUCAGAUAUAUAAAUAAGAUAUUGUACGGUAAAUUUAUCAAAGAGUGAAGUUCCACAGCUCUCCAUUCAUUUCUAUUUAUCAAUGGGUCAAUGAUAAAUUUCACCCUUUGAUAAAUACGCCUAUAAAAAUCCCAUAGAAAUGAAUGGAGAGAGGCAGAACUUCACUCUAGUGGCGGAACUUCACUAUUAACUUCACUCUUUGAUAAAUAUACCCCUGUGUCUCAUGCUGCUGAGUGUGUAAUUAUUUUCCCAUUGCUUCUCUGUGUGUAUAUAUAUAUAUAUAUAUAUAUAUAUAUAUAUAUAUAUAUAUGUAAAUGGGUGCACACCAGGAACAUUUAAGGCAGGGUUACUUAAAAGUUAAACAUACUUUAUUGAAAAAUAUAAAAACAGGCCAACGUUUCGGUCUCCUUCUCAGACCAUUAUCAAGACCCGAAUUGUCAUAGGGAAACAGCUUAAUAUAGAUAAAAUGCAUAAGCACUCACCCAAUCACGUGUAUGGAGACAAGUCAUGUGACAGAACCCAAUCACCUGAAUAGCCCAAACAUGUGAAAACGAAAAAGGAGAACACCUGAACCAGAGAUAGUCCGGAAGUAAAAGGAAACAAGAUUAAAAACAUACAUGACACAUGUUUCAAAGAACCACUGAUAAGCAGAGAAAUUGUAACUACAAAUCAGAUUACAUGUACACAACUAUAAAUAGCUUAAAAAGGGGACAGCCUGUGAUUAAACCAAUAUGAUGUUACCUCAGCUAGAGUAUAUUGCGCAUAAU